AUGACAGACGUGCUUGAGUUUUUUGUUCCUUCCCACGCCUGCGAUUUGGAGGAUCUAGAGAAAACUGGACCGAAUCAGUAUCAUGUUGGUGAGCCAUGCGAAUUUGAUGUCCAUCCGAGACAGCAGGUGGAUGAUUUGACAAGACUCUUUGAUUGCCUUCAUAGAGAAAAAUCUCCCACAUCACUUUUUUCAAAACCGGAACUAUUCACAACACUAUUUUCAUACAUAAAAGCCAUCGAGAGUCCUGGGACCAACCAACCCGUUAUAAAAGAGGCCCGACACAAGAUUUGCCAUGAAGUCUCUGAACGCCUGAAAAAGCUUUUGCAAAUUUGCCUCACAUAUUUUCGCAAAAAAAAUGAUAGUAAUGUUAACGACGCCCUAUUGGUUUGUUUGCGCUCGACUGUGAAAAUGUACGUUUUUAUUCUGUGUAAUAUACUUUUAUCUUCAGCGCCAAUACUUGAGGAUGAUGAAAAUUUAUCUUACUCCUCACAGCGGAGUAUACGCAAACGGAAGCGUGCAAAAAGUGAACAGGACACUGGUAUUGGUGAAGAUUGCAGUGGUGUGGAUCAAGAUGGUCGUGAGCUCGCUCUUACUGCCUUGAUAGAUGUCUGCUCACCGGAUUUGUCAACUUUAUGGGGAAGCCAUAUUGAAGAAAACAUGCUGAACCUGAUGCUUCGUAUGGUGCUUCAUAUGAUAACUCAAAAAGCGAAUGUUCAAAAUGAUGCUCAUCCUGUUUCAGGUGCGCUUGCAGUUCUUUUACUCAGAGUCUGUGGUCACAUAAUGUCUCACGGAUCUGUUGAGCCAUGUGAUUUUAUUUUGCCAAUGAUUGAAUUGGCCUUAAAAACAGAAUCUGCAUCACAGUUUCUCACGCGCUUUGUUUCGGAAGCAGAAAGCGGGGAUAUUUCAAAUGACUCUACAAAUAAUAUUGUUAUCGCACUCAUCGAAGGGAUGGCUGUUGCUGCACUUCAUGACGUUUCCGGAGAUGCUGGAGCGGCGAAAAAUAUGGCACUGUUCUUUAGCGAGGUUGCAAAACGAUGUGUAAGUGUUACAGCUCGGAUGGCCGAUGUGAUUGUUCAAACCAUUCAUAGUGAGAGUUAUGAGAUUCGAAAAUCGGUGGUGACCUGUAUAACAGAGAUGAUUAUUCAAAAGUAUACUGGGCCAAUGCCUAGUACAGAGAAUGCGGAAGAAACAAAGGACAAAUACCUAAGCGAAAUAUUAUUUCGUAUAAUGGAUUGUAAUCCAUUUGUUCGUAACCACACUAUUCAUAUGUGGGAACGACUGGUAGAGGCUCGAGCAGUUCCAAAACGUUUUCACCUUGCAGUGACAAAUGCCAUUCUUGGGCGAUUAGAAGAUCGAAAUUAUCUUGUCAGAGAUUCUGCACUUCAUGUCAUUGCUUCCAUUUUGCGAAAAAACUGGUUUGGACAUGUUUUAAGUUCCUCCUUAGUUCGUGAUAAGCUGGAGGAAUCCAGAAUAGCCGCAGCAAAUAUGUUUGAUUCGGAUGAGGUGUAUAAAAGAGGAUUGGAGGAAUUGAAAAGUACGUGCCGCCCAGUUGAGGCUCAAGCAAGCGAUUUUGUUUGUGACUCGGAAGAAACCAUAACAGAUGUUGUUCAGUUAUCUGAAGAGCAGAAUUCCAUGUUAAAUCGAGUGAUUUUUUACGAAAAGGCCCUUGAAUUUGCGGAGUUAAUCAAAAAGGCUUUGGGGCACGCCACAACAUUACUAGAUAGUCAAACAGAACGUGAUGCUAUAGAAGCCAUUAAACUUAUUGUUGCAUGCAAUGAGUAUCGCAUUGAGGGUUCAGAGAAGGCAUUUCUUCGAGUGUUAGUGAUGAUAUUUGAAGGUGAAAUUAAAAUACAAUGCUCUGUACGUGAUGCCUUUGUGGAGGUUGUGUUUAGUGCAUAUGCGAGAACAUCAACCUCAUCGUUGGUGCGAAAUACGGCAAGUGCCCACAAGUUGAUUGGUUUUUUGCGUGGGGCAACAGAAGGCGAUGUCAGUGCCGUUGAUCGGGUUUUUGCGUUAAUGAAGUGUAAUCCUUCUUUCUCUCGGUUAAUAUCAGGACAAUUUAUGGACGCCGUUUGGGGCAUUGCAGAUGGGUCGCUGGAUCAUGAUGUUUCAAUUACGGAUAGACGCACUGCUAUGAGGCUUUUUGGCCUUUUAUGUAAACAUGAUUGGCGAGAGCUUUCUGCAAGAAAGGAGAGUAUUGUGGACUUUUUACGUUCAGACGCCAUAAAAGACAACGUUCUUCUCGCGUAUUGUUUAACGAGCCUGGCAAGUGAGUGUCAAAAUCCCCAUUAUCAACCGAUACCGGUGAAGAUUGAACCAAGUGAACAUGUUAUAUUAAAUCAACUAGUGAUUCAUCUUUGUCGACGCACCUCGACACUAUCCUCUUGGUUGAUUCUUGCGGAUGCAGCAGUGAACGCGGUUCACAGCCUAUGCGAAUCACCUGUUUUAAUAUAUAAUUACGUCUUGGAUUACAUCGGUUGCCGAAUUGACAGCGAUUCAAACAGUCUGACGCAACUAUUUUUUUUAUUGGGGCGAACGGCCCUGAAACAACUCGUCGCUGUGGAUUGUGCAGAGCGACAACAACUAAAGAGAGUCGACACAGAAGCCAUCUCCCAGAAACCAUUAAGCGACAUAACUAGUAAUAGUAAUGCAGACGUUAUGCAUAAAGAACUUGGAUUAGGAUCUCAUGAAUACAAGAGACACGCUAUUCAGGAGUUGGCACAGCGGCGCAAGAAUGCCAUUAUGUCAGAGGGAUCAGUAUGGCAUCGAUAUUCCAAGUAUGUUGUUACAGCUUGUCAGGAAAAACCUGAGCGUUUUGAGGAUAGAAUAUUGGAGCGAGUGUGUGCCGUGAUGGCGCUAUCCGAACUGAUGGUUGUCAGUGAUGUGUUCUGUGAACAGAACCUGGAUCUACUUUUUGCGAUUGUCUCCGAGAAACGUGAAUCCUGGGUGGUGAAAACAAAUUCGGUGAUAGCCUUGGGUGAUUUGGCUUGUGUUCAUCCAAAUCUGCUUGCCCCGUACCUGAAAGUACCAACGACUGGAUUUUUCAAGCUACUUAACGAUGAUGAUUUGCGGGUUCGAGCUGUGACAAUUCAAGUGUGUUCUCACCUUGUCCUUGGAGAGAUGCUUCGUAUCAGGGAUCAUUUGUAUACCAUUGUAAAACUCGUCGCUGAUCCAGAUGAGGCAAUUGCCAACAAUGCUUUACUAUUUGUUCAGAAUCUGGCCAUGAAGGAAAAGGAAAAAACAGGAAAUUUGAUUCCUCCGCUUGUUGCGCAAUUGAGCCAGUCGAUACCUCCUGAUCGAUUUCAGGUGGCCAUGCGAUCCUUGCUUGAACGAGUAGAAGGUGACAAGCCGACUGAGUCCCUUAUUGAGCGAUUGUGCCAACGCUUUGAACCUUAUUCCGAGCGCGGUAAAAGAAAGCGUCAGAUGGCGCGUAAUUUGGCCUUUUGUCUUAAUGAGCUUACCUAUGCUACAGAGCGAUCCAUAAAAAAAAUCACUUCCGAGGCAUGCUAUGGGCAGUACAAACAAUGGCUACGGGAUGAAGUUGUUUUAGACUACUUUAAGAAUAUAGCAGGAAAAGCCAAACGAGUUGGACAACGCAUUGGGAACGAGCGUCGUGAUAAGGCCGCAAUUGAAGAGUGGGAGGCACGAAUGCAAGCGGAGUCUCGUGGUUUGGAGGCUGGCUAUGAAGAAACGCGUUCUGUCGCUUCUAAUAGAGACACAGAGGAAGCUGAAGCGACGCCGUGA
Trypanosoma rangeli is the source of this 3744-nucleotide messenger RNA. Its product is annotated as putative condensin subunit 1. Gene Ontology annotation, cellular component: condensed chromosome, centromeric region. Lineage: Eukaryota; Euglenozoa; Kinetoplastea; Trypanosomatida; Trypanosomatidae. Gene Ontology annotation, biological process: meiotic chromosome condensation; mitotic chromosome condensation. Bases 1 to 3744 code for a protein of 1247 amino acids. The transcript has a single exon. The record is from RefSeq and is a predicted model, not a curated record. Gene Ontology annotation, molecular function: histone binding.